Diplodia corticola is the source of this 1518-nucleotide messenger RNA. RefSeq names its product sodium hydrogen exchanger. NCBI's taxonomy places the organism in Eukaryota, Fungi, Ascomycota, Dothideomycetes, Botryosphaeriales, Botryosphaeriaceae. The record is from RefSeq and is a predicted model, not a curated record. The transcript has a single exon. Gene Ontology annotation, molecular function: sodium:proton antiporter activity. The coding region runs from base 1 to 1518 and encodes 505 amino acids. Gene Ontology annotation, cellular component: plasma membrane. Gene Ontology annotation, biological process: intracellular potassium ion homeostasis; sodium ion export across plasma membrane; proton export across plasma membrane.
AUGGCGUGGUCUCAGCUGGAACCGACAGCACCGCACUUGACCUACAUCGUGCUGUCCUCCUUCCUCAUCGCCUACGCUCUCUUCUCGCUCUUCAUCCGCAACCGCCUGCACCUGUCGGAGCCGCCGCUGGCCACCGUCUUCGGCAUCAUCUUCGGGCCGCACGGUGCCCGGGUCCUGCAUCCGCAGCAGUGGGGCAUGGACGACCUCCACAUGCAGGAGCUGACGCGCCUGAUCCUCGGCAUCCAGGUCUUCUCCACCGGCAUCGAGCUGCCGCCGGGCUACUUCAGCCUGGGCCCGCGCGGCAACUGGCAGAGCGUGCUCGUGCUGAUCGGGCCCGUCAUGGUGUUUGGGUGGCUCGUCUGCGCCGCGCUGAUCUGGGCCCUGCUCGGCGUCGACUUCGCCGUCGCCCUCGUCAUCUCCGCGUGCAUGACGCCGACCGACCCGGUGCUGGCCGCCUCUGUGCUGGCCAACUCGCAGUUCUCGACCCGCGUGCCCAAGCGCCUGCGCCGACUGCUGUCGGCCGAGAGCGGCUGCAACGACGGCGCCUCCUUCCCGUUCCUGUACGUCGGCCUCUUCGCCCUGACGAGCGCCACUUCCGGCGAGGCCGUCAAGCAGUGGUUCCUCAUCACGCUGCUGUGGCAGUGCGCCUUCGGCGUGGUGCUGGGCGUCACCCUGGGCUUCGCCGCCAACCGCGUGCUCCGCUUCGUGCACGCCCGCGACUUCAUCGGCCGCGCCUCGUACCUCGUCUUCUACCUGCUCGCCGCCGUCUUCUGCACCGGCGUGGCCGCCACUCUGGGCACCGACGACUUCCUGCUCGCCUUCAGCGCCGGCGUCGGCUUCAACCACGACGGCUGGUUCCGCCGCGAGAUCGCCCAGACGCGGCUCCCGCACAUCAUUGACCUGAUCCUCAACAGCACCAUGUUCGUCCUCUUCGGCGCCAGCAUCCCGUGGUCGCAGUUCUCGUCGUCCUGGUCCGCCCUGCCCUCGGGCACCUCCUCCGCCGUCUCGCUCGGCCCCGGCCGCCUCCUCGCCCUCCUCGCCUGCAUCCUCCUGCUGCGCCGCAUCCCCGCCGUGCUCGCCGCGAAGCCGCUAAUCCCAGACCUGCAGACGUACCGCGAGGCCCUCUUCGCCGGCCACUUCGGCCCCAUCGGCGUGGGCGCCCUCUUCCUCGCGCUCGAGGCCCGCGCCCAGCUCGAGACGGGCACUUCGCAGCCCCUGCCCUACCCCCCGGCCGACGGUGACGCCGCCGGCCUGUCGCCCCAGCGCCGGCUCGCAACCCUCGUCGUGUGGCCCGUCGUGUGCUUCAUCGUGCUCGGCUCGACCAUGGUGCACGGCUGCAGCACGCUCGCCAUCAGCGUGGGCAGCCACUUCUCGCGCAAGGAGGGCGAGCGCGCGCCGCUGAUUGGGGCCGAGACGGACGGGUUCGGCGCGAUGGUGUAUGAUGAGGAUGAGGUCGAGGAGGAAGAGUGGGAGGAGGAGAAUGAGGAGAAUGAGGUGGAGAAUGGGGUCGAGGACUGA